This is a messenger RNA of Cheilinus undulatus (humphead wrasse), 1949 nucleotides long. It is a transcript of the gene cct4, whose product is annotated as chaperonin containing TCP1, subunit 4 (delta). The record is from RefSeq and is a predicted model, not a curated record. The transcript is spliced from 13 exons. Gene Ontology annotation, cellular component: chaperonin-containing T-complex. NCBI's taxonomy places the organism in Eukaryota, Metazoa, Chordata, Actinopteri, Labriformes, Labridae. Bases 190 to 1800 code for a protein of 536 amino acids. Gene Ontology annotation, molecular function: ATP hydrolysis activity; ATP-dependent protein folding chaperone; ATP binding. Gene Ontology annotation, biological process: protein folding.
GCAGUUUGACAGCCGGGUCCUUCUUCUCCCCGCAGCAGCCGGCGGCUCUGGAAGCUUCUAAACGGGACCGGGUGGAGAUCCGUUAAUCUGAGUCCAUCCGCAUCCGAACCGUGGUGUUGAAGCCCCGGGACCCAAACUGUCCCGUUCUGAAGACCUCUCCCUACAUUUUCCACCGAUUAUACCGACGCGAUGCCCGAAGCUAAGGCGGCACCGAGAGCGGCAAACAUGGGCAAAAACAAUGGAGGGGCGUAUGUGGACCGAGACAAGCCGGCCCAGAUCAGAUUCAGUAACAUCUCUGCUGCUAAAGCUGUUGCGGACGCCGUCAGAACGAGCCUGGGCCCCAAAGGAAUGGACAAGAUGAUCCAGGAUGAGAAAGGUGAUGUGACCAUCACUAACGACGGCGCCACCAUCCUGAAGCAGAUGCAGGUGCUCCACCCUGCAGCCAAAAUGCUAGUGGAGCUCUCCAAAGCUCAGGAUAUUGAGGCCGGUGACGGCACCACCUCUGUGGUCGUUAUCGCUGGAGCGCUGCUGGACGCCUGCAACAAGCUUCUGCAGAAAGGUAUCCACCCCACCAUCAUCUCCGAGUCCUUCCAGAAGGCGGUGGAGAAAGGCGUGGAGGUGCUGACAGCCAUGAGCCAGCCGGUGCAGCUUAGCGACCGCGAGACGCUGCUCAACAGCGCCACCACGUCACUGUGCUCCAAGGUGGUGUCACAGUACUCCAGUCUGCUGGCGCCCAUGAGCGUGGAUGCCGUUAUGAGGGUCAUCGACCCAGCGACUGCCACCAGCGUGGACCUGCAGGACAUCAAGAUCAUUAAGAAGCUAGGAGGGACGAUUGAUGACUGUGAGCUCGUUGAAGGUCUGGUUCUGACUCAGAGGGUCGCCAACAGCGGCGUGUCCCGAGUGGAGAAAGCAAAGAUCGGCCUGAUUCAGUUCUGCCUGUCUCCACCCAAAACUGAUAUGGAUAACCAGAUCGUAGUGUCAGACUACGCCCAGAUGGACCGCGUGCUGAGGGAGGAGCGUGCGUACAUCCUUAACCUGGUGAAACAGAUCAAGAAAGCCGGCUGCAACGUGCUGCUCAUCCAGAAGUCCAUUCUCAGAGACGCCCUGAGCGACCUCGCCCUGCACUUCCUCAACAAAAUGAAGAUCAUGGUAGUGAAGGAGAUCGAGAGAGAGGACAUCGAGUUCAUCUGCAAGACCAUCGGCACGAAGCCCAUUGCUCACAUCGACCACUUCACUCCAGAGAUGCUCGGCACAGCCGAGCUCGCUGAAGAGGUCAACCUGGACGGCUCCGGCAAGCUGGUCAAGAUCACUGGCUGCUCCAGCCCGGGGAAGACGGUGAGCAUCGUGGUCCGAGGGUCCAACAAGCUGGUGAUCGAGGAGGCGGAGCGCUCCAUCCAUGACGCUCUGUGUGUCAUCCGCUGCCUGGUCAAGAAGAGGGCUUUGAUAGCUGGCGGCGGAGCUCCAGAGAUUGAGCUGGCGGUGCGUCUGGCGGAGUAUUCGCGCACGCUUGGCGGCAUGGAGGCAUACUGUGUGCGGGCGUAUAGCGACGCCCUCGAGGUCAUCCCCUCCACGCUGGCUGAGAACGCCGGUUUGAACCCCAUCUCCACGGUGACGGAGCUCCGCAACAGGCACGCCCAGGGAGACAAGAUGGCCGGCAUCAAUGUCCGCAAGGGAGGAAUCUCCAACAUCCUGGAGGAGCUGGUGGUGCAGCCUUUACUGGUUUCCAUCAGUGCCCUGACCCUGGCCACAGAGACGGUCCGCAGCAUCCUCAAGAUCGAUGAUGUGGUAAACACCCGGUAAGAGACGUGUGUCCGUCCUGUCAGCUCUGUAGUAAGCCUGCUCGUACCGCCGGGGAUCGGAGGAUUCUGACGUCAGCCCGCUCAGAUUUCCACUGUUAUUGUUACGUUGCAUAAUUUAAUAAAAAAAGGCUGUUUUUUGUUGACACUCCA